AUGGAAGCGCCUAUCCAGAACCUCGAGAACACCGACGUCCUCGUCGGCCCUCCACAGCUGCGUAUCCGGCUCUUUUGGUUCACGACCAACAGCCCCAUCAACACCAGCUUUAUAAAGGUUGUGCAUCACCUCGCCGUCGAGGUUGCUAAAGAAUACGCACGCGACGUUGGGAACCUGAAGCAAACAAGGGAUGACUUGGCCGCCGUCUUGAAGGCCUCGCAUGCUCAAUGGGACGUCAUCAUAGGCUGUCAGAUCUUUCCAAUGAUCCAGGCGGACAUUGUACCACCCAGCAGGCCCAUUAUCCCUCAAAAGCGCCCGGCGGACCCACAGUCCCAAAAUUCAGUGGUCGAGAGAACCAGGAUUGCGACCGAUGGCAGCCCAGGGAUCAUUUUCUUGACGACCAUCUCGGUACCGGCCUCACAGGUCGGGCCCCCCCGAUAUGAACCUGCAGUUAAGGGCUAUGGCCCAACGAGUGGGAGAAGCAGCGCGAGAUGCCGGCGUGCAGAAUCGCACUCCCAUGAUCAAAAUGCAGAUGCGGCCUCGUCGUACCAUACCAAACGAAAAUCACCGUAUGAAGUCAGUCGUGGACAGGGUUCAUUACUUCAGAGAGAGUCAUCUCCGGAAGCCAUCGUCGUCUAG
Desarmillaria tabescens is the source of this 639-nucleotide messenger RNA. RefSeq lists its product as uncharacterized. The record is from RefSeq and is a predicted model, not a curated record. The transcript is spliced from 3 exons. NCBI's taxonomy places the organism in Eukaryota, Fungi, Basidiomycota, Agaricomycetes, Agaricales, Physalacriaceae. Bases 1 to 639 code for a protein of 212 amino acids.